AAAUGUGACAUAUGUGGGAAAGUUUUUGAGCACAAGUCAAAAUUGCAGAGACACCUGAACAGCCACACAGGUGAGAAGCCGUUUUCUUGCAAAACAUGUGGGAAAAGAUUCAGUUACAGAUCAGGAUUGACCGCUCAUAUAAGAAUCCACACAGGUGAGAAGCCAUACCUUUGCAAGACCUGCGGGAAAAGAUUCAGUGAGAAGUCAGGAUUGGAAAGGCAUUGUAGAAUCCACACAGGUGAGAAGCCAUACGUUUGCAAGACCUGCGGGAAAAGAUUCGGGAGGAAGUCAGCAUUGAAAACGCAUUAUAGAAUCCACACAGGUGAGAAGCCGUUUUCUUGCAAAACAUGUGGGAAAAGAUUCAGUCAGAAGUCAGGAUUGGAAAAGCAUUGUAGAACCCACACAGGUGAGAAGCCAUACCUUUGCAAGACCUGCGGGAAAAGAUUCAGUGAUAAGUCAGGAUUGGAAAGGCAUUGUAGAAUCCAUACAGGUGAGAAGCCGUUUUCUUGCAAAACAUGUGGGAAAAGAUUCAGUGACACAUCAGCAUUGAGCGCUCAUAUAAGAACCCACACAGGUGAGAAGCCAUACCUUUGCAAGACCUGCGGGAAAAGAUUCAGUAAGAAGUCAUCAUUGGAAAAUCACAUGACAAUCCACACAGGUGAGAAACCGUAUACUUGUAUGUGGGAGAGCUUUCAGACGUAAUCGUUAUUUGUUAGUCCACAUGAGGACUCAUUCAGGGGAGAAGCCGUAUACUUGCAAAACAUGUGGGAGACACUUCAGAUGUACCAGUAACUUGACAGUCCACAUGAGAACACACACAGGUGUAAAGGUGCAUCACU
Messenger RNA from Epinephelus moara (kelp grouper), 839 nucleotides. RefSeq names its product gastrula zinc finger protein XlCGF49.1-like. The transcript has a single exon. The annotation marks the transcript as partial. Lineage: Eukaryota; Metazoa; Chordata; Actinopteri; Perciformes; Serranidae. The record is from RefSeq and is a predicted model, not a curated record. Gene Ontology annotation, biological process: regulation of transcription by RNA polymerase II. Gene Ontology annotation, molecular function: DNA-binding transcription factor activity; RNA polymerase II cis-regulatory region sequence-specific DNA binding.